UUAGUUUGUGGAAAUUAUAUUGUUCCUUUUGAAAGAGGAACGAUUUGGUGGUGAUGGAGUGCUGCCACUGACAGAUGGACUCACAGGAAAAAAGCUCAGAAGAGGCAGAAGGAGCCAAAGAGAGAGGCCUGGUCUAUGUUUGGAAGGCUGGUUCCUGUUCUGUAACUCCAGAAAGGCUUCCAGGCCUCAGUGGAAAGACUGUAUUACAGGCAGCCCUUGGACUACAUCAUGGGUUACUUCUAACAGAAGGUGGAGAGGUCUACAGUUUCGGAAAACUGCCCUGGAGAUCAGGACUGGAGGAGUCAUGUGCUAACAGUCCUAUCUUAGAAAAUACUUUGCUUGGGCAUCAUGUUAUUACAGUGGCAGCUGGCAGCUUCCAUAAUGGAGCCGUGACGGAAAGUGGUGUGGUGUACAUGUGGGGGGACAAUUCUGCUGGCCAGUGUGCAAUUGCUAAUCAGCCAUGUGUGCCAGAGCCACAACCUAUCAGUAUUUCUGAUUCUGAAACCAGUCCUCUGUUAUCAGUAAGGAUUUUGCAGCUGGCAUGUGGAGAGGAACACACACUGGCACUAUCACUAAGCAGAGAGAUAUGGGCUUGGGGGAGUGGCUGCCAACUCGGUCUCAUAACAACAACUUUUCCAGUGACGAAGCCACAGAAGGUAGAGCACCUGGCGGGACGUGUUGUGCUCCAGAUUGCUUGUGGAGCCUACCACAGCCUGGCUUUGGUACAAUGUCUCCCUGUGCAGGAAAUGAAGCCUAUCCCAGAAAGGUGCAAUCAUUGCAGUCAACUCCUCAUAACCAUGACAGACAAGGAGGAUCAUGUAAUCAUUUCAGAUAGUCACUGUUGCCCGCUGGGUGUAGCACUGUCUGAUAACCAACCAGAAAACCACGUCUUCUGUCCCUCAUUGGAGACCCUAGAAGGAAAAAAUGUAACAGGUAGUCAGAGCGAAGACUGUCAGAAACCACUUGUGGAAGAACAUGCACUUGUUGCUUUAGAAUCUGAUGGAGCAAGUAUGCUUUCCAGCAACGAUGGACAGGAAGACAGUGGAAUUUCUAGUCCUGGAAAUGUUCUGUUCCCAGACAAAAAAGAAGUGAGAGAGUACUUCGUCACUUUAGCAGAUCGCUCAUUAAAUGAGAGCCUAGAGAAAAACAUCUGCACAGAACCUGAGCAGCCUUCUCAAGAAGAACAACUCGGUGCUUGUAUCCCUGGCCCUCCAGGUACCAGCACAUCUGCCUUGAACAGCUUGGUGGCCUCUUGUGCGUCAGCAGUUGGUGUGAGAGUAGCUGCUACCUAUGAAGCUGGAGCAUUGUCUCUGAAGAAAGUAAUGAACUUCUAUGGCACACCUUCAAGUGAACCAGGAUCUCAGUCUGGCGGCGGUUCCCCAGGGCCUGAAGCUCUGAAAGACAGUCGAGAAGAGCAGGUCAAACUGGAAUCCAUGCAGGGGAAGAAGAGUUCCAGUUUAGUAGACAUUAGAGAGGAGGAGUCUGAAGGAGGGAGUCGAAGACUUUCCCUGCCUGGCUUGUUGUCACAAGUUUCUCCAAGACUCUUAAGGAAAGUAGGGCGGGCAAAAAUGAGGACUGUCGCUCUGACUCCGACCUACAGUGGUGAGGCUGAUGCUCUUUUACCCUCUCUAAGAACGGAAGUGUGGAGCUGGGGAAAGGGGAAGGAAGGACAGCUAGGACAUGGCGAUGUUCUGCCGAGGCUUCAGCCACUAUGUGUGAAAAGCCUAGAUGGUAAAGAAGUGAUUCACCUCUCUGCUGGUGGCCAUCAUUCCUUAGCACUCACUGCCAAAUCCCAGGUGUAUUCAUGGGGCAGCAAUACCUCUGGCCAGCUUGGUCACUUGAAUUCCCCAACAACAGUCCCUCGUCUCACAAAGGUGUGUGGUAAUGGUGUUUGGAGUACAGCAGCAGGACUGGAUUAUUCCCUCUUCUUGGCAGAUGAGGAAGACUUCCAACCUGGAUUAUAUUAUAGUGGUCAGGAGACAACUACAGAAAAUAAUUUGUAUGAAAAUAGCUGUACUAAGAGUCCAGUCUUGUUACUAUCCUGUAGUAAGAUAGGGUACAUAAGCAAUGUGAUAGCUGGUGGUGACAACUGUUUGGUCUUAGUAGACAAAAAUGUAAUGGGAUAUAUUGCCAGUUUGCAUGAGUUGGCUUCUACUGAGAGAAGGUUUUAUUUCAAACUGAGUGAGAUCAAAUCUCAGGUUCUUCGACCUCUUUUAGGUUUAGAUAAUUUGGGCAAUGCAAAUACAAUCCACUUGUUGCAGGAAAUGGCAAGCAGGUUCAGCAAGCUAUGCUAUCUCAUCGGUCAACAUGGAGCUUCUUUAAGUAGCUUUCUUCAUGGAGUAAAAGAAGCCAGAAGCUUGGCCAUCCUGAAGCAUUCCAGUCUCUUUUUGGAUAGUUACACUGAGUAUUGUACUUCAGUAACAAACUUCCUCGUAAUGGGAGGAUUUAUGCUCCUUGCAAAGCCAGCAAUAGACUUCUUGAGUAAAAAUCAGGAGCUGCUACAGAAACUGUCUGAGAAGAAUGAGGAAAACCUCCAGCUAGUGGAAGUUCUGAAUGCUCUGUUUUUUAUGCCAUUUGGACGGCUUCAUAAUUAUGCUAGAACUUUGCUAAAGCUUGCCACGUGUUUUGAAGUGGCAUCUCCAGAAUACCAGAAGCUACAGGAUUGUAGUUCUUGUUAUGAGAGCCUUGCUGUCCACCUUAGCAGAAAAAGGAAAGAAGCAGAAUACACACUUGGCUUCUGGAAGACCUUUCCUGGGAAAAUGACGGUAUAAUGACAAUUCAAUCGGGGGUUGUCCCUACAGCAUGCUGGAAGAUUCUCUGUGAACUGGUUCAUCCUCUUCAAUGAUGCUCUGGUACAUGCUCAGUUCUCAACGCACCAUAUUUUUCCCUUGUCUACGCUGUGGGUAGAAGCUCUUUCAGAAGAAGCUGGUAAUGUGAAUGGAUUGAAGAUCACAACACCAGAAGAACAGUUUGUUCUUGUUUCUUCAACGCCACAGGAAAAGACCAAGUGGCUGAGGGCAAUAAGCCAAGCAGUGGAUCAGGCCCUUAAAGGGACUUCUGACUUAAUUCUAUAUGGAGCUGGUGGGAAUGUGCCAAGACAGGAACCUCCUAUUUCUCGCAGUGCCAAAUACACCUUCUAUAAGGACCCUCGAUUUAAGGAUGCUGUUUAUGAUGGGAGAUGGCUUUCAGGAAAACCCCAUGGCAGAGGGAUCCUAAAGUGGGCAGAUGGAAGAAUGUACUCUGGGACUUUCCGGACUGGGCUGGAGGAUGGGUAUGGUGAAUACAGAGUGCCAAACAAAGCAUUGAAUAAGGAUGACCAUUACGUGGGGUACUGGAAGGAAGGCAAAAUGUGUGGGCAUGGAGUCUACAGCUAUGCUACUGGUGAGGUGUAUGAAGGGUGUUUUCAGGAUAACAUGCGUCAUGGGCAUGGUCUGCUACGCAGUGGGAAGCUGACCUCUUCCUCUCCCAGUAUGUUCAUUGGACAGUGGACAAUGGAUAAGAAGAGUGGUUAUGGAGUUUUUGAUGAUAUCACAAGAGGAGAAAAGUAUAUGGGAAUGUGGCAAGAUGAUCUUUGCCAAGGCAAUGGUGUUGUGGUGACUCAGUUUGGACUGUAUUAUGAAGGAGCCUUCAGCACGAACAAAAUGAUGGGAACUGGAAUUCUGCUUUCUGAGGAUGAUACAGUCUAUGAGGGGGAAUUUUCAGAUAACUGGACUCUGAGUGGAAAGGGAACACUGACCUUGCCAAACGGAGAUUAUAUUGAAGGUCUCUUCAGUGGAGAAUGGGGAUCUGGGAUAAAAAUCACAGGAACCUAUUUCAAACCUAGCUUGUAUGAGAAUGAGAAAGACAAACCUAAAGCAUUGCGGAAACUUGGGAUCCUGGCAGUGCCUCCCGAUGAGAAAUGGAAGGCAGUAUUUGAAGAAUGCUGGAACCAGCUUGGUUGUGAGAUCCCGGGCCAGGGGGACAGAUGGAAGGCUUGGGACAACAUUGCAGUGGCUCUGACCACCAACCGACGGCAACACAGAGACAGCCCAGAAUUACUGAGCCGCUCACAUACUCAGACACUGGAAAGUUUGGAGUUCAUUCCACAACACAUUGGUGCCUUCACCCUGGAAAAAUAUGAAAAUAUAAAAAAAUAUUUGAUAAAGGCUUGUGAUACUCCUCUCCAUCCGUUGGGCAAGCUGGUGGAAACACUAGUUGCUGUCUACAGAAUGACCUAUGUUGGAGUAGGAGCUAAUCGACGAUUACUGCAGGAGGCUGUAAGAGAGAUAAAGUCCUACCUCAAACGCAUCUUCCAGUUGGUUAGGUUCUUGUUUCCUGAUCUUCCGGAAGAGGGCAGCACAAUUCCAUGUCUGGCAACGGAGACAAAGGGAAGGCGAUCGUUUUGCAGCGGGAAAUCUGACUCCAGAUCAGAAUCUCCUGAGCCGGGCUAUGUGGUAACCAGUUUUGGCUUGCUGCUCCCUGUGUUACUGCCACGACUCUAUCCUCCUCUCUUUAUGUUGUAUGCCUUAGACAACGAGCGUGAGGAAGACAUUUACUGGGAAUGUGUUUUACGUCUAAACAAACAAACUGAUAUGGCUCUUCUAAGUUUUCUUGGAGUGCAAGCGAAAUUUUGGCCUGGAAGUGUAUCCAUCCUUGGAGAGAGUAGAAAGGUAUCAUCAAAUACAAAAGAUGCCUGCUUUGCCUCUGCAGUUGAAUGUUUACAGCAAAUCAGUACCACAUUUACCCCAGCUGACAAGUUGAAGGUGAUCCAGCAGACUUUUGAAGAGAUCUCUCAGAAUGUUCUUGAGACUCUUCAGGAAGAUUUUCUGUGGUCCAUGGAUGACUUAUUUCCUGUUUUUCUCUAUGUGGUGCUACGAGCCAGGAUAAGGAAUUUGGGGUCUGAGGUACACUUAAUUGAAGACCUGAUGGAUCCUUAUCUGCAGCACGGGGAGCAAGGCAUCAUGUUCACUACCUUGAAGGCAUGUUACUACCAGAUUCAACAUGAAAAGCUUACCUAGACCAUCAUUUACGACCUGGCUCUGUGGGGUAAUCUACU
This is a messenger RNA of Charadrius vociferus (killdeer), 5035 nucleotides long. It is a transcript of the gene ALS2, whose product is annotated as amyotrophic lateral sclerosis 2 (juvenile). Gene Ontology annotation, molecular function: guanyl-nucleotide exchange factor activity. Lineage: Eukaryota; Metazoa; Chordata; Aves; Charadriiformes; Charadriidae. The transcript has 33 exons. The record is from RefSeq and is a predicted model, not a curated record.